Molecule: messenger RNA, 1424 nt
Organism: Nerophis lumbriciformis (worm pipefish)
Lineage: Eukaryota; Metazoa; Chordata; Actinopteri; Syngnathiformes; Syngnathidae
Product: sulfotransferase 1C1-like
Molecular function (GO): sulfotransferase activity
Source: RefSeq, a predicted model, not a curated record
UCAUGCAUAUGUUAUGUAAGGUCACUUUAGUCUGCCAGUGAAAGUUCCAGUCAUCCAAAGCUGAGAAUAACUUGAGUUUGCAGAAAAACAAAUAGGUUUAAAGACUUCUCUUGACUUUGUUUAGUGCUGUUGGGAUGGCCCGCUGAGAGUUUUUGGACUCACUUGUCAAGAAAGGCUGUAAGUCAAUCCUCCAGGAGCUCAGCAAGGCAAAGACCAGAUGUCAUUGGAUCUGAGAAGGUGAUUAUAAAACAGCGACACGGACAAAAAGUUGUUGAAGACGUAACGCAGGGCAGACACUACAAAAGUCAAAGUGAAGCAUAUUUGACAGACAGAGAGAAGACUUCAGACUUUAGAUGUGCUCUAGCAGUCUCAUUUGAUCCUUAUUUUGAGUGACUACGCAAAACAUUCCGACUUCAGCCAUGUCAGAGGACCAAGAGCUGUCCUACAGUGAUGCCAUCAAGAAGGCGAGCAGCUCCAUUACCCGCUUCCCCCUCAUCCCAGUAAAAGGGAUUCCCCUCAUGAACCACAUCGCUUACAACUUUGACGCCAUCUGGGAUUUCUGUCCCGAUUCUUCAGACCUCCUCAUCGCCACUUACCCUAAAGCAGGUACGACAUGGACCCAGGAGAUAGUGGAUCUGCUCCUUCACAACGGAGAUGCUGAGCUCUGUAAGAGAGCCCCCAUAGCAGUCCGCAGUCCUUUCCUGGAGAUUUGCUCGCCGCCGCCCAUCCCUUCAGGUCUUGAACUCUUGAAUAAGAUGGACCCACCAAGGAUUAUUAAGACACAUUUACCAUUUCAGCUGGUUCCCAUCGGGUUUUGGGACAACAAGUGCAAAGUGAUCUACGUGGCUCGCAAUGCUAAGGACAAUCUAGUGAGCUACUUCCACUUUGAUCAGAUGAAUCUGACCCAGCCUGAUCCCGGACCGUGGGAGGGAUACGUCCACAAGUUCAUGCGUGGAGAGGUGCCAUGGGGCUCCUGGUAUGAUCAUGUCAAGGGUUACUGGGUGGAACAAGAACAGAGGAACAUCCUUUACCUUUUCUAUGAAGACAUGAAAGAGAAUCCUCGACGUGAAGUGGAGCGCAUUAUGAGGUACCUGGACCUGUCCCUCUCUGAUGAUGUCAUCAGCCGCAUUGUGGAGCUGACAUCUUUCGAGAAAAUGAAGGAGAACCCGAUGGCCAACUACAGCUUCGUUCCCAAACCAGUUUUUGACCAGUCCAUCUCUGCCUUCAUGAGAAAAGGAGAAGUCGGUGAUUGGAAGAACUUUUUCACGCCACAGCAGUCAGCAGAGUUUGAUGAGGACUAUAAGAAGAAAAUGAAGCACGUCCGCAUACCAUUCAGAGCACAGCUCUAAAAUGGCGUGCUGGAGUUUCUUCUCGAUGUUUUUUCUACAACGUAACGUCGCAAUAAAAUAUGAAUAAUGUCUGAA